Molecule: messenger RNA, 2698 nt
Organism: Girardinichthys multiradiatus
Lineage: Eukaryota; Metazoa; Chordata; Actinopteri; Cyprinodontiformes; Goodeidae
Gene: foxn4
Product: forkhead box N4
Exons: 10
Coding region: 795-2342 (515 amino acids)
Biological process (GO): regulation of transcription by RNA polymerase II
Molecular function (GO): DNA-binding transcription factor activity, RNA polymerase II-specific; transcription cis-regulatory region binding
Source: RefSeq, a predicted model, not a curated record
AAAUAAUCUACAAGCACUUCCUCAAAGGAAAAAAAAAAAAAAUUCACACACACAUACACAGAUGCCACCACAAGUUGCGACUCACAGCAUUUCAGAGCCGAGCGAAGUAACUGCUGGGAAUAACCCGAACAGGAGGCGCACCACGGACACAAACUCAUCAGGCCUUUCUUCUUUAAAAACAUAUUUCACUGAGGAUCUUUCUUUUCUGUCUGGAUCAACAAUUUUAAAAUAAAUGUAAUGAACUUUAUGGUCCUACGAUCUAGUUUACCACAUAGACUCAGCAGGAUUGAGGAAUAAAGUGAUGCUUUUUUAUACUGAGACGCACUUUUGAGACAGUGCGUCUCAGUAAUGAGAAGACCACGAAAUCUCUAAGACGUAUAAACUCCUCCAGUUUAUAGUCUUUCACCUAAACCUUCCUGGUGGAUUACGACCUGAAUGUUAAAAGCGUGUAAUUUUCACAGUAUGCUGCUGGAUGUCCAGUAAGGAGCGCACCGAUGCCCAUAGGAGAAAAAAAGCAAACAUCAGCCCUGAUUGUCUAAACAGGUGAAGUGCUGGAUGUUGACAGACUGUAUUAACAGCUGUCAAACCCUCGGGAUCCUCCUUCACCCCGGGCUCUGCUCAGGUCUCUACUGCGCAUGUCAGAGUGCUGGACAGCUCCAGAGAGGGAAAUUUAAAAACGGUUUUUUGGAGGAACCAGGUCCAACACAGUGGGAUACAGUACAAGGGCUCAGGACCAGCUCUCAUAAUCUUCAAUACAAACCAAAACAGAAAAAGGCUACAGCAUAUCCCAGGAAAUGAUAGAAGGUGGAAUAACCUGCAGGAUGUCAGGAAUAGUUGACAAUGCUGGGCAUCAUCCGUCACCACAGGACUACAGGCUUCUGACCACGGACCCCUCCCAGCUGAGAGUGGAGGACCUCCCUGGGGACCUGCAGUCCCUGUCAUGGCUCACCUCGGUGGAUGUACCCCGACUACAGCAGAUGGCUGAUAGCAGAGGCCACAGCAACGGGCCCUCCCAGGGCAGCCUGCUGGAGCAACAGACAGCUCAGUUGAAUAGCAUGACGAUACCAGUGAGUCAGAGCUCCAUGCUGCACCUUCAGAGUAACAUGCAGCACAGCCCUCUGGGAAUAAGUAUAAUCAACACCCACAGUGGAAGUAUGUCUCCUUUCUCCAUGAAUGGACUGCCAUCUCCAGGCUAUCAGUGCCCUACCUCAGUGUACCAGCCUGCAUCCCAGCAGGUGUACUCUCUAACCCAAACUGGACAACAGUGCUCAGCUGGUGGACUUUAUAGCAAUGUUUCUUUCAACAACCAAAGUCUGUUCACACAACCUCGUCUGGCCCCACAAGAACAGGAGCCGCAGCCCAAGUCUUUCCCCAAGCCAAUCUACUCCUACAGCUGUUUGAUUGCCAUGGCUUUAAAGAACAGCAAAACAGGCAGCCUCCCAGUCAGUGAGAUCUAUAGCUUUAUGAAGGAACACUUUCCAUAUUUUAAGACUGCACCUGAUGGAUGGAAGAAUUCAGUCAGACACAACCUGUCUUUAAAUAAAUGCUUUGAGAAGGUGGAGAACAAGACUAGCAGUUCUUCCCGUAAAGGCUGCCUGUGGGCACUGAACCCUGCCAAAAUUGACAAGAUGGAGGAAGAGAUGCAGAAGUGGAAACGCAAGGAUCUUCCAGCUAUUCGCCGCAGCAUGGCUAACCCAGAUGAGCUAGACAAACUCAUCACCGACCGCCCAGAAAACUGCAGACGGAAGCCUCUAGAGCCCAGCAUGACCCACCUGACAGGCUGUACAACUGGUCUCUCGCUGCCGGUUCCGGCCCAGAUGCAGUCUCAACCCAUAGUCACCCUGUCUCUCCCGUGUUUGCCCAUGCAUCAGCACCACCAGCUUCAAGCUCAGCUCCAGGUUCAUGCUCAACUGGGACCCAUGUCUCCUGCCCCUGCCCAGACGCCUCCUCUUCACACAGUCCCUGACCUUUCCCACAGUCCGCUCACCCAGCAACCCAGCAAGCCUCCUGAUGAUUUUUACAGUGUCCAGAGCGACACAAACACAGAGGUGGAUGCACUGGACCCGAGCAUCAUGGACUUUGCCUUUCAAGGGAACCUGUGGGAAGAAAUGAAAGAUGACAGCUUUAACCUGGAUGCUUUGGGCACCUUCAGUAACUCCCCUCUGCGACUAUCAGACUGUGACUUGGGAUCGGCGAGCCUCCCUCCGUCCUCCAGCGGAGUAAGCGUGCCGCUGUCAGAUGUCCAAGUGACGGGGCUGUACACCUCAUACACCUCACAGGAUACCCUAUCCUCUCAGUACAUGGGCAGCCAACCCAAUAGCAAACCCAUUGCCCUGCUUUAAAGAAGCCAAACUGUUUCCUAAAAGCUAAAAAAUUAUUCACUCUGGGUUCCUUCCCCUUUCAUUCGGACGACAGUUGAAGAAGUUUAAUUCCCUUCAAAGAGGUGAAAGUUCUACAUAAAUGGUGACUAGAAGAAAAAACAAAUGUCAGUUCCAAAAUCUUUAGUUUGGCCAAGCAAAGACUGAAAACCUGUAUAAGUACAAAGACUGUGUGGAGAACUGCAUGUAAGUUAGCUCUUACCUGUUCCUCUGUUGUUCUCCUUUCUGUUAUGUAGCUCAAAAACUCUUGUCUGUUGUAUUGUGCUAGACUUCAUUGCUGUGAUGUUUUAUUUAUAUUUAUAAAAGACAGCUGGAGAAGG